UCCGUUUGUGGUGACGUGCUUUCUCGGCUUCCUUACUUUCAGACAUUUUAAGACAACGCAAACGAAGCCCUAACCCAAAAAAGAACAAAUGCUGCCGUAUAAACGACAAAAGUGGACGACAACAACAAUAACAUGUCGGAGCGACGCCGCGCUUUGCCGUCGUGGAUGUCCAAAAUGUGCGACGAGGGGAAGGAAAAGCAGCCUCUGAAGACCACCAGAAAGAAGAAAGUAGCGCGGGCUGUUUUCUAUUGCAUGAACACGAACGAGCUGCUCGAAGCAGCUGCUGCGUAUCUUGGCUACCAGCAUGGGACUCCCCUGUUCGGCCAGCAGGUGACGCCGUUUCCUCCUUUGUUCGACAUUACAUUAGUACCGGCUCAAUCCAAGAUGAAGGAUGCCGCUCGAAAAAGUGUCUCCUCUGUAAAGAGGACGGGGAAGCAGGUGGCUUUAGAGAAAGAAGCGGUGCGUGAAGAGACCUACGUCUCAGAAACAGACUUGGAUGUUGCCGAGAUGGAGACUGUGCCUUACACCGGAAGCGACCAGAAGGAGGAAGACGAGGCUAGGCAGCAGACGGCGAAAACAGAGAAGCAGCAUUUGACUGAAAACCAAGGCGGUGACGACGCCAUGCGCCUUGUACGAGAAAUCUUUUUCACCUGACAAUACGCCACAUACGUCAUAGUCACACUGUUGUUGUAUUGCGGGGAUAUGCGACACCUACCCCCAAUAGGUGAAAAUCCAUAAUAAAGAGGGAUAUUUUUUCUCUUAUAUAGUUUUACACUCAAACACUUUUAACACGUUUAAACCAGGGAUGCAUGGUCAAUAUUUUUUUUUCAAGCCGAUACCGAUAACUUGGAUUGGAUCUUGGAUUUUCUUUUUCAUUUUUUUUUCUUAAUCAAAGCUAUUUUUAAUGUAAUCGGAUUUAUCCAUACGACAUAAUUCUACAAAUCGACUCGAUAAUUAUAUGUCUGAUAAUUAUCGUGCAUCCCCAAUUUAAAGUUAUUAAAACAUCCGUAUCCCAAUCACUCCCGUGGAACUUCAUAUUUGUCAAGCGGAAUCCAACUGUUUAGUGCCACGGACAGACGUAUAUAGUUGUCAAGUAUGUUGUUCAACGGGUAGUCUGGGAAUACGGUCUUUUUGCUCAGCUUGUCUGAAAUUCAGGUUUGUAAACCACUAUAAUGACUAACAGAUCCCUGUAGAGGGCUGCGUUGCAGCGUUUUGGAUGUGAGUUCAGCACAGCUUUUGAGUCGAAGAAAAUCUCAUCACAUCGAUUAUGAGGGGGAGAAAUGCCAACACAUUGGACGUCGGACAGGUUUAGGCACCUCACACUCCCAACGGAGUUGCACUGGUGGACCUCAAUAAAUGAAAAUACUAUUAGAUGCAUCUGUAUAUGUAUAGUAUGAACAGACGGUGUCACAUUAGAAAAUGUCGUGAUUGUGAGAAAAGAUGAUGCAGUUCAUGGAGUGAAUGACCAACUCUGCGUAAAAACACCGCUGACGUUUAAAAUUGAGUCAAUGUCGCUCACAGAACAGUUCUUAGUUAUAUAUCUGAAUAAAUAAAUGGAUUAUUUUGUCAUCAAAACCCCUUUCUCAGUCUUGUUUAUUGUUGUUGUUUCAUAGUUUGAGGUGUCACAAAAGCAAACUAUGUUGGCACCAAAGGCACUGUUCUGCUUUACGUUUCUUUUCACAAAAAGCUUGUUUAGAUAAUGAUAAAUUAGUGUCUUUGAUCAUGUAACUUACAUGCAAACCUUUCGAGAUGACGUAAGGGUUUGUUAGCGGUGUUUUGUAUUGCUGAUACCCGGAAGUGCGUGUGACGUCUAUAAAGUGUUUCGCUUCUUUGCAUUCCAAUCACCUUUCAGUAAGAUGCAGUGUGGGCGGUAUUCUACAAUGGCGUGUUCAGUGAGCCCAAUUUCGCCAACUAAUGGGGUAUCGGCAGUGACGAGCGGCCCUGAACGCAGCACUCAACCCAAACCACAUCUGUAAAACUCAAGUCAGUUAUAGCCCAUCAGCAGCCAGCUGAUCGCUGUGUUUACUUCCUAGGUGCACUUUAAUGGCAGUUGCAUGACCGCUUUAGUCGAUAUUCAAACAAAUAUUUACAAGAAAGCUCUGAAACGUGAGUAAAUAGAAGCUUUCGACGGGACGUCAACGGGUUCACGGGAGCGCGCGCGUUGGCAACGACAGAGGAGGCAGGCGCGAUCCCGAGGGAAGACGUUUAGCGCGGGGACGCGCGCCCGCCACGGGAAAGAAGGCGAGUGUCCGUGCUUUCCUCCAUCGUCGGCCAGCCAGCGUCCAUCAAGGUUCACAAUGGGAAACAAGAUUAUUCGGAGGCGCGAGUCUGCAGUCAGCGCUCCUGGCUCACAGCAGGAUCCAGCCGAAGACGAAAAGACCACGCCGAAAGCAGGUGCUGAUGUGACUGCGGCUCAGCAGACUGUGCCAGCAGACGACUUGGACGUAGCGUUAGGGCAACAAGUGGCUGAGACGCCAUGUCUCCCCAAUGAAGAGUGCGUGUGCGUUCCUGAACCAAUGCAAGAGGCGUGUGUUAAGGUGGAUUUUGAGACCCUGCCAGUCUCGGAGAAUGCGCAAGUCCAAGAUGAGGAGAACGAUCCAUUUUCGUCUGCAUCUCCUUCACUUGACCUGAGCACCCCUCUUUCUUUUCCCCAACCCACAAUCACCCCGCCGUACCAAACACCCAUCCCGGAGGAAGAGUUUGCAGACGUUCCCGCCGCUGAGGGAACUUCAGAUGGCACCGGGGCUGCUGUGAGCUCUACCUUGGAUCCAGAUCCUGCGUCGGAGGCAGGGGAUGCUGGGAAUUUGGAGACAGGGACUGAUGAGAAUUCAGAGGAAAGCCUAAGUAAAUGCCUGAAGGAGUUGUCGCUGAUGGGAAACGAUCCAGACCUCAUUGACCAGACCCCCAUCAACAUUGGUGUGUCCGCUGAGCUGGUCUGUGGAUCAGAAGAUCUGUAGUCCCUCUAUGACAGGGGUGUCAAACUCUUUGUCUCAGGCUGCAUUGUAGUUAUGAUUUCCCUCAGAGGGCCGUUAGAACAGUGAAACCAUAUAAAUGUUUAAUCAUCACCAAAACAUUAUUACCAUUACACAACAAAUUGAGGGAUAACUAGUUUUGAAAUCAGAAGACAAGGAUAAUAGUUUGUUCAAGUAUUGUGUAAGUUACUGUAGACAAAGGGUUUGGUAACAGAAAAAAGCAAUAUCUCAACAUUAUUGUGUAUUAUUAUGACAAUUUGGAAUUUGGGUACAGAUUUUAGCAAAAAUCACGGAAGUUGAUGAGCAUGAUUUGCUUUCCCGGGCCACAUAAAAUGAUGUGGCGGGCCGCAUCUGGCCGCCGGGCCUUGAGUUUGACACCAUGCUCUUUGAGAAUCCUCAAGGAAACACAGACACUGAUGUCCUUGGUUUUUGUAACAAUAAAAGAACAGCUUCA
Molecule: messenger RNA, 3426 nt
Organism: Phyllopteryx taeniolatus (common seadragon)
Lineage: Eukaryota; Metazoa; Chordata; Actinopteri; Syngnathiformes; Syngnathidae
Exons: 4
Coding region: 133-654 (173 amino acids)
Source: RefSeq, a predicted model, not a curated record